GGGCCGCUUAUGAUCCGCGGUCCAGUGCCAUCAUGGCAGAUGACCGACAGCUGCCCAACAUACAAGAGGACUGCCUCCUCAAGAGUCCUUCGUCGUCGAGGCGAGAUCGGGUGUCGCGACUGGGGCGGGCCUUCGUCAAGCACCUCCAGUUCCACAAGAGUCGGCCGAUGGCCGCUCUGGCCUCGCUCACCCACAGACUCUCCUCGUCGUCGUCCAGCGAUAACCCGCGCAAAGGACUCACCCUCCUGGACAAAUCCUGCAGUAUGCCCGCCAUAGCACCACGCCUCCCCAGGUCCAGAUCCAACCACCAUAGGCAGAGCACCUCAGGCAGCACCUCUUCCUUAGGAUCUGAGCCCGGCAAGUCCUCGAAAGCCCCUUCCUCGACCUCCCUCCCCCGCAUCACACGCUCCCAGUACAACAUCCGCUGCCCUAAUGCGGGAUCGGAUGCUGAUUCCAUCUCUGCCAUCUCGCUUUACCUAGAGGAGCGGCGGCACAUGCUCAACGCCGCCAGGGAGGGACAACUCGUCGACCUCACCCCGGACGAGCCCCCGCAGCCCAGGAGAGUGGAAUUCUACAGAAGGAGAAGCCCCUCACCCAAACCCAAGAACGACCCUUACGGAAGGAGAUUACCCCUCACCCCACAAGAAGCGCUGGCCUAUUACGGAUCGCGAUUGAAUAAAUACGAGCGCGCAGAAAUUGCCCAGUAUCCACAGGUGUGGUACCUGGGCCUCGACGCCAGCAAGAUCGACGGGGAGCUGAGGGGGGCCCAGAAUUGUGGAUAUGACGACGACAACGGCUCUUAUAUAAAAGUUCUCCAUGAUCAUAUUGCCUAUAGAUAUGAAAUCUUAGAGGUAAUUGGAAAAGGUUCUUUCGGACAAGUGAUUCGUGCAUUGGACCACAGAACUGACCAACAGAUUGCCUUGAAAAUAAUCCGAAAUAAGAAAAGGUUCCACCAGCAAGCCUUGGUGGAAGUGAAGAUUUUGGAACAGGUGACGAAGAAAGACAGAGAUGGUUUCUACAACACCAUCCACAUGUUGGAUCACUUCUACUUCAGAAACCACCUGUGUAUCACUUUCGAGCUCAUGGGAUGCAACCUGUACGAGCUGAUAAAGAAGAACCAGUAUCAAGGCUUCAGUCUUGGCCUCAUUCGAAGGUUCGCCUUCUCUCUCGUCCAGUGCCUACGCCUCUUGUACCGAGAGAACAUCAUACACUGCGAUCUUAAACCGGAGAAUAUUUUGUUGAAGAGUCGUGGGAGUAGUUCUAUCAAAGUGAUUGACUUCGGCAGUUCCUGCUUCAGUAAUCAGAGGGUGUACACAUACAUCCAGUCAAGGUUCUACAGAUCGCCAGAAGUGAUCCUCGGCCUUCCAUACGGUCCCCCGAUCGAUAUGUGGAGCCUGGGUUGCAUCCUGGCCGAGCUGUACACCGGCUACCCCCUCUUCCCCGGCGAGAACGAAGCCGACCAGCUGGCCUGCAUCAUGGAGAUCUUCGGGCCCCCUCCAGCUUCCGUCCUUGAAGCAGCCUCCAGGAGAAGACUCUUCUUCGAUUCCAAAGGUGUUCCUCGCACACUCACCAAUAGCAAAGGUAAGAAGCGAAAGCCUUGCUCGAAGACGCUGGGUGUUGUGUUGGGCUGCAACGACGAGGAUUUCGUCAAUUUUCUCACUGGAUGCCUACAAUGGGACCCUGAGAAGCGGAUGAAGCCGGAAGAGAGCCACAGGCACCGCUGGUUGUCAGGCAACCGGGGGCCGGCCCACCGCAGGGCUUCCACCACAUCCACCUCGACUGUCAAGGAGAACAACCGAGAGAAGAAAGACCCUCGUGUGACCAGAGAGCCCAAGAACAACAACAACAAUAAUAAUAAAAGUAGUGCCCCAAAAGAAGCCAACAAAAAAACGCAACAACCCAGGAAAUUGAGCAGCAGCUCGACGAUGCCCCGCGUCUACAAGGCGUGCAAGACCAACAUGCGUCUGCGCGACUCUUCUCGGAAGGACUACAUCUACACCUCGCUCAGCAAGACAUCCUCCGAAGAGUCGUUGUUACUGAAGCAGGGAGAAUAUAGCUCAGACGAUCCCGUUCCACGCCUAUUCGAGCACAAAGACCCUCUAGAGGACUCAGGAACCUUCCUGCCUCCCAUCUUGUGACAGCAUCCCCUCGACACCGUGCUCAGGUCGUGCCUGCUCAGGGCAGCUCGCCUAGCCUCCAACAAGAACAGGCCUCCCACCUGGAGACGCUCCCAAGUCGUCCCCGUCGGAUAAUUCCCUCUCCUCCCAGCCCCGUCCUGACGUCACGGUGUUCGUCAAGAAACGUAAUUUUUUCCUUUCUGCGAUCUGACCACCUCUCAGUGUUCUUCAUCCUUCGUUUCCUUUUCUCUACUUGUCUCUGAUGCGUGGGAAGAUGGGACCGAGAAUUCCUAGACAGCGUCGUCUUCAUCUUUCAUUGAGUUCUAUGCAAUCAUGAGACGUAUUCAGUGUGCAUGGAGGCACGCUUCUGAUAAUCACUAUUUUCUUAAAUCGAAUAAAAGAUGCAGGAAACAUUCCAAAGUGGCAUGCCUCGAGUUGCCAAAGAAUAUAGAAGCUUAGGUAACAAGAGAGGAGAGGAAAUUGCUAUGAACUUCAGAGGGUAUUGACUUACAAGGAUCUGAAUCAAAGUGUUCAUAUUUUUUACUAAGAACAGAAAAGGAAAUAAGAUUGCGUGCUGUUAUUCGAAAUUGUAUAGUAUUUGCUGGAAAAGAAAAAGAGUAAAUAUUCAAAAGCUUGUUGAGGUUUAAAAAAAAGAAUUGAUUUUUUUUUCAAAAAAGGCAGUAAGGCUCUACUUUCAUACUGACACAUUUUCAAGUAAUACAAAGAAGCUUAUAAGAUGAACGAGGUGAACUGAGUGAUUUUGUAAGUUUCAUCCAUUCAAAUAUUGUUAAAACUUUUCUUCAAAGUCGAUUUUUUCUUGAAUUUCAUUUACUUUUAUUUUCUGAAUAGAAUUCCAUGUGCAUUCUAAGUCGAAUGCUAAAGAACUGUUCUUGAGCUGCCAAAUAAUUCCAUUAGUUUCUCAUAAAGAAACAUAUGAUUGUACAGAGACAAAUAGUGUUUGUCGUCAGAUUUGAUGAUGCAGAACUUUCCAAAUCCAAUUAGAAGGGAGGCCGAUGCGAGUCAUCCAGUGUUGUUGAAGAUAUCAUUAGAGAGAACCUAUUUUUCGAGCAAUGUGUCUGAAAGUUUGUGCAAAGAGGACAUUUUUGGGCUUACCUGUAUGUAAAUAUGUAAAUUAAAAAACAAAAGAGGACCAAACUAACUACAAACGUGUCGAGCACGUCCUGUGGUCUUAAAUAACUGUUCCAGCGGUGCUGCAUCUCCGAUGGUUCUAAAAAUGAGCGCGCGACGGUGCUCUUUUAUAUGAACAUGCGAUUCUUCGGUAAAUUUCAAAACACUUCUCUUUUCUUUCCAUCGGAUAGAAUAGAGUAGAAAGACGUCCAAGUUAAUCUCUCAAUCAUAUUUUGGGAAUUUGUUUUUUAGAGGAAGGGUUCCAGUAUUUUUAUCCAGAGGCUUUGAAAAGUUUUUAGAAUGCCAUUUUUGUAGUUAACAUAUUCUUCGUAUUGAAAUAUGAUAACAUCUUAUUUCCAACUUAUGAUAAUUUUUGAAAACUUCAAUCAUUAUUAUUGAGUAUUGUGUGUCGAAUUAUCAUUAGCCAUAGACAUUAUCAUUAGACAUAAAUAUUAGUUUAAAACAAUAGAGUAGCGAAAGUACCUAGUGAAAAUAAUUCAAAUAUUAAGGCAUUUUAAGCUUUUAAUUGUAAUAAGAUAUAGCAAACUUCAUUGACUGAGUUUUAUAAUGCUCAUUCCAAGAGCAGAUUGCACAAGUUAAAAAGCACAAAUAGUGGUUAGUUGUAAAUUGUUGAAUAAGGGUUACUAUCUUGUAUGCUUCUUAUCCAUUAUAUAUCCAUGCUAUAGUUUUAUUUUCCCUUGAAUUAGGAGAUUGCUUUAAUGAGAAUUUUAUGAAUAUUGAACUGGCUCUUUUAUUUCAUGAUCAUUUAUUCAUUUGAUAUAACAUUUCUGGCUACAAUAAUCAUCUUUCACAUCAUCUGACUCGUCUUUGUUGUGAUAGUAUAUACCAAAAAAGACUGAAUGUGAGAAGCAUCAAAAAAUCUGUAGAUUUUGAAUAAUCAGUAACUGCUGAUAAAAUCUGCUUGCCUCAUUGAUAAAUACACUAUUCUAAUUCUUCUAUGGUAAUUUUUUGAAAGCAGAGCUACUCGUCGAUCUUAGACUAGAAUUGAUUCAAUGUCAGUUACUAAUUUUCUUUUUCAUUUUAUAACUAUUUGGUUAACUUCUGAUUUCUUUUAGCUCAGAGUUAUGCCCUGAUGCAAGACUUAUUCAAUUAUUUAUUCUCACUUCAUUCGUUUAUAUUUCAAUGUACGAAGUAACAAAAACUAAAUUUCUCAUAUCAGACAGUCUAACUGUCACAGGUGAUGUAAUGCCAUUUAAAAGCCGGUAUUCCUUCUUAAAUAAAACUUCUACUUAGUAAAGAUUAAAGACGAAAGCAAUGUAAUAGAAUAAUUGGAAAGAUAUUUUGUUAUUUCAUAAUCAGAUGCUUUUUUUUUAUGGAAUUUUAAUUUAUUUG
This is a messenger RNA of Argiope bruennichi, 4598 nucleotides long. Its product is annotated as dual specificity tyrosine-phosphorylation-regulated kinase 2-like. NCBI's taxonomy places the organism in Eukaryota, Metazoa, Arthropoda, Arachnida, Araneae, Araneidae. The coding region runs from base 33 to 2138 and encodes 701 amino acids. The transcript is spliced from 13 exons. The record is from RefSeq and is a predicted model, not a curated record. Gene Ontology annotation, cellular component: nucleus. Gene Ontology annotation, biological process: peptidyl-serine phosphorylation; peptidyl-threonine phosphorylation. Gene Ontology annotation, molecular function: ATP binding; protein serine/threonine/tyrosine kinase activity; protein serine/threonine kinase activity.